Messenger RNA from Onychostruthus taczanowskii (white-rumped snowfinch), 623 nucleotides. It is a transcript of the gene MICOS13, whose product is annotated as mitochondrial contact site and cristae organizing system subunit 13. Gene Ontology annotation, cellular component: mitochondrial crista junction; MICOS complex. NCBI's taxonomy places the organism in Eukaryota, Metazoa, Chordata, Aves, Passeriformes, Passeridae. Gene Ontology annotation, biological process: cristae formation. Bases 28 to 363 code for a protein of 111 amino acids. The record is from RefSeq and is a predicted model, not a curated record. The transcript is spliced from 4 exons.
CGUGACGGUCCCGGCCCCGCCGCCGCCAUGGCCGCCCGCCUGCUGCCCGCUGUCAAGUUUCUGGUCAAAGGAGGCCUGGCUGGAGCUGCUGUGUACGUGGCAUAUGACCAGGGGCUGCUGGGCAGUGGCAUAGAAGGUGCUGAAGCACUCAAAAAAGCUCAAGAAACGCUGCCUCCAGCUAUCCAAGAGUGGACAGAUUACCUGGGCUGGGAGCUCCCAUCCACUCCAAAAAUUGACUUUUCCUUCUCUGCUUCCUGGAAUAAAGGAGUGCACACAGUCAUGUCUGCCUUGUCUGUAGCUCCCACCAGGGCCUGUGAGUACACAGUGGAAGGCUGGAAAUAUGUGAAGGAUCUUGUGAAAUGAACACGUUCUCCAGGGUUCAGGAUUCUCUCAGACCCCUCUGGAGGGCAGCCCAGCCAUGUAAGGGCUACAAUAAAGGACUUUGGCAGAAUUCCCUUUUGUAUUUGGGUUGGUUUUGGCCUGCAGAGUGGAAUAAUUGCUUUGUCUUAGCACUGAUCCAAGGCUCCAGGAGUCACAGAUAGUUGUGAUGAAGUGAUGGCCAUGUGCUGAGAACAGCUUCUGUUCUAAAGCUUGGAAAAUAAAAUAAUUAUUCUGAAACUGAA